Dermacentor andersoni is the source of this 1451-nucleotide messenger RNA. RefSeq lists its product as uncharacterized. The record is from RefSeq and is a predicted model, not a curated record. Lineage: Eukaryota; Metazoa; Arthropoda; Arachnida; Ixodida; Ixodidae.
UUUGACGCGGAGCACAGAGCGCGUUGAAGCGCAUUACGAGCUGCCGCGCUCCACGAGACUUGAGCCACUUGCGCGUUGCGCAGCUCGCGCUCAUCAGCCGAGCGCUGUACGUACGGCGCCCGUUCUAUUUCCCGUUGUUUUGCGGUGCCCUUCGCGAAGCCGGCCAGCGACUGCAUGUUGGUGAACAUGUUUCCCCUCCUCGUCAGACGGUGGCCUCUUCAGCGUGGAGCACAGCUUGUGGAGACACUUCUGUGCUGCCAGUUCCACACCAAAAGUCCUGUGCUUCGUUCCACUGCAUAUGCCCUCAAUGCUGAGGAGGCUAGCCAAGCCACCGACCUUGUGGAGAAUCGGCUGAGGUUGUCUACAUGCAGCGCCCUCUACCAAGAGUGGCGAAAGGCUCGACGAGAGUACCGAAACGCCCCUACAGACGGCAUAGAAGUGGACGUGGACUUUGUUUGCUCGGCGAUGAAUGCUGACCAGAGCAGCUUUGUUGAGACGGGGCGGCCCCUGGCAGUUCUGCUGCAUGGUGCCCCAGGAAGCUACCGCGACUUCUCCGAGAACCUGACUCCCCGACUCAUGGGACGUGGCGUGGAUGUCCUGGCUCCAAAUUUCCCCGACAUGGCCUUCAGCCUGCGCAACAAGUUCUACUGGCACACGGUUGAAGAGCGGACAGCUUUGCUCAGGGACUUCUUCAAGAAACUCGGGGUUCGCAGGAUCGACACGCUAGUUUCCCACAGUGCAUCCAUCUACCCAAGCCUCCGGCUGCUUCUGGAGGACAGCGAUGGCCCCAAGAUCGACUCCCUGGUCCUGCUGGCGCCAAACUCGCAUGUUGCACCCAACCUCCUGAAGCCGCUCUGGGUGACUGAGUGUAUGAUCCAGGCGUACCGUUCCUCUCUGCUGCGCCCUCUUGUGUCUGCAUUGGUGCUCUUCAUGAGCUACUCGGGAAUCGUGCCUGUCAAGCCUGUGGUGCAGGACAUCUUACUCUCACUCACCACGUACAAGUGGUCAGGCUUUGACAAGGAUGGCGAGAGGCUUCUGGAGGCUGUGGCUCGCAAGCAGAUCCCUACUGUGGUGGCAAUCAGUGAGAAUGACCGCCUCCUCUCGUACAACGUCCUCAUGGCUGUCUGCACCGUGCUCGGGGCAUCUCCCGAGGACCUCUGGCGUUAUGGCAAGAUGGGCCAGCUGCUGGCGACUGGCACUUCUGGGAGUUGGCUAAAGGUGCUAAGCUUUGAAAAUGGCACCCACUACCCAUUUGUUCGGCACCCAGACAUCUGCGCUGACGAGAUCGUCCACCUGCUGCAGAGAACUGGUGCCCUGCGUUGAAUGAAUGCGAGUGACGAAGAUGACCAGAGUUCUUCUAAGGCAGCUGUAUUUUGACUUGCUCCCCACUCUCAAUAAGACUCUUUAGCAAAGUUCAUUAUAAAGAGCAUCUCAGGAAUGCGUCAGCUGAA